AUCGUAAUGGAUGGGCCGCGUGUGUUGUUGUGUGUCAAAUGGUGGUGAUUAAACUGGCAGGUUAAAGAAGGACAUACUAGAACGAGGCUCCAUACCAGUAAGCUUCCGGCUUAAUGACGUCCAUGAUAAAACACUGACUAGUCUGGUCACGGGGGAGAUGACGGGUGUACAUGAAAGUUCAGCUGCUAUUUUCGCUACCCUGGUUGCGGGGUCGGCAUUGAAACUCGGGGCUGGUCUUUACCUGUAUCGAAGCAAACUAUCGCCAGCCAGCAGGAUCGAGGGUUAUGAGUUUGUAGGUCGGGUGUCAGAGCUUUGGUGCUUCCCAAUCAAGUCAUUUCGUGGUCUUCAAAUUGAAGAAGGAGAAUGUACAAAAUUCGGGUUAAAGUGGUCAGGAGUCACAGACAGACACUUCACAGUCGCGACAGCCAAUGGCGUAUACCUCACCCAGCGACAAGAGCCCACCAUGGCUCUCAUCUCUCCAGGUCUGCGUGACAAUGAAAUACAGCUGAACGCUCCAGGCAUGGAGGCCAUCAGCAUCCCCGCCAACCCUCCUGUCAACGCCGAGGGACUCCGCAGAGUUACGGUGAAAACGGACACCAUGACGUCCCUGGACUGCGGGGACGCAGUGGCCGAGUGGCUGUGUCGCUUCUUCAAGAGAGAGGGGCUGCGACUCCACUUCUCCGCCCCCGGGCUCGACAAGCGAGACUCCUACAAGAACCUCAAGCCCUGGCCGCAUCUGGCUCGGCCGGGCGAUCUGAUGGCGUUCGCUGACAACUGUUCGUACAACGUCCUGACCAAGGCUUCCAUACACUUGCUCAACCAGCGGCUACAGAAGCCAGUUACAGCCUGCAACUUCCGGCCUAACAUCGUUGUCGAAGGCUGUCCGGCCUUUGCUGAAGACAUGUGGACGACGCUGCACAUCGGGGACGUGGAGUUGCGGGCCAUAGACCACUGCUCGCGCUGCCUCAUGAUCACCGUCGACCCCGAGAAAGGGGUCAAGGACCAAGAAGAAGAACCUCUGUCCACGCUCAAGAAAUUCCGACUGCUUGAGCCAUACGGACCAAAGCCAUUAUUUGGUGUGAACUACACUCUGGACAAAACGGGGAUGAUUCGUGUCGGGGAUGCUGUGUAUGCCAAGAGAGGCAGCAUUCAAGUCCUUCCUACGACGGCUGCCCCCUAACUCCUCCGCUUCGUUAUCUUGGAAUAAGGAAUAGACAUACGUACUGUGUAUAGGUCUUUAUUUCUGGCUAUGUAUGCAGAAUGAGUUUACAAUAUGCUUCAGGUUAUGCAAAUGAUGUUUGUUGGGGCUUUUUUUUAAAACAAUGAACGCAUGCACUUAAUUAAUGGUCGCAUCUGCGAGUGCCAUCUGUAUAGGAAGAGUAAAUCACUGGUAUAAAAGUGUUAAAAAAAAGAUAAAGUAAAUUUGAAUUGUG
Pomacea canaliculata is the source of this 1433-nucleotide messenger RNA. RefSeq names its product mitochondrial amidoxime-reducing component 1-like. Gene Ontology annotation, molecular function: catalytic activity; pyridoxal phosphate binding; molybdenum ion binding. Lineage: Eukaryota; Metazoa; Mollusca; Gastropoda; Architaenioglossa; Ampullariidae. The record is from RefSeq and is a predicted model, not a curated record.